Molecule: messenger RNA, 241 nt
Organism: Meloidogyne enterolobii
Lineage: Eukaryota; Metazoa; Nematoda; Chromadorea; Rhabditida; Meloidogynidae
Source: the annotation of a GenBank genome assembly
AAACAUCAGGCUGCUGCAACAGAUGGCACCAAAUUUCAAAUCUUCAAAGUCAACAAACUUCAAUGUCAACAAACUUCAAACAUGCAUCAUUUGGAAGUUCUGUUCCUCGGCAAGGCUGUGCGGCAAAAUUUUCAUGUGGCGCUUUUUUGUGCUUUUACGAUGUUGCUUUUACGAUCAAAAUUCAUCCUUAACGCCGAAAGACAGGACAGAGUAAAAAAUUCAAUCAACAGCAAAAUCACAA